Debaryomyces hansenii CBS767 is the source of this 2304-nucleotide messenger RNA. RefSeq names its product 5-methyltetrahydropteroyltriglutamate-homocysteine S-methyltransferase (gene MET6). The record is from RefSeq and is a predicted model, not a curated record. The transcript has a single exon. Lineage: Eukaryota; Fungi; Ascomycota; Pichiomycetes; Serinales; Debaryomycetaceae. Bases 1 to 2304 code for a protein of 767 amino acids. Gene Ontology annotation, molecular function: zinc ion binding; 5-methyltetrahydropteroyltriglutamate-homocysteine S-methyltransferase activity.
AUGGUUCAAUCAUCUAUUUUAGGGUUCCCACGUAUCGGUGGACAAAGAGAAUUGAAGAAGGUCACCGAAUCUUACUGGCAAGGUAAGGUUGGUGUCAACGAUUUAUUAUCCAAGGGUAAGGAAUUGAGAAGCCACAACUGGAAGUUGCAAAAGGAAGCCGGUGUUGAUGUUAUUCCAUCCAACGAUUUCUCUUACUACGAUCAAGUUUUGGAUUUAUCUUUGUUAUUCAAUGUUAUCCCAGACAGAUACACCAAGUUCGAAUUGGCCCCAAUUGACGUUUUAUUCGCCAUGGGUAGAGGUUUACAAAGAAAGGCUACCGACUCAACCCCAGCUGUUGAUGUUACUGCUUUGGAAAUGGUCAAAUGGUUCGAUUCUAACUACCAUUAUGUCAGACCAACCUUCUCGCACUCCACCGAAUUCAAGUUAAACACUGAAGCCGGUUUAAAGCCAGUUGACGAAUACUUGGAAGCUAAGGCUUUAGGUAUUGAAACCAGACCAGUCAUUGUUGGUCCAAUCUCUUACCUUUACUUAGGUAAGGCUGACAAGGACUCUUUAGACUUGGACCCAAUUUCUUUAUUGGACAAGAUCUUACCAGUUUACAAGCAAUUGUUAGCUAAGUUGAAGGAAGCUGGUGCUAAGGAAGUUCAAAUUGAUGAACCAAUCUUAGUCUUAGACUUACCAAAGGAAAUCCAAGCUAAGUACGCUGAUGCUUACAAGGCUUUAGCCGGUUCUGAUGUUCCAGAAAUCGUCUUAGCUACUUACUUCGGUGAUGUCAGACCAAACUUGUCUGCUAUCAAGGGCUUACCAGUCUCUGGUUUCCACUUUGAUUUCGCCAGAGUUCCAGAACAACUUGACGAAGUUGUUGCCGCUUUAGGUGACAAGCAAACCUUAUCCGUUGGUAUUGUUGACGGUAGAAACAUCUGGAAGACCGAUUACUCCAAGGCUUCCGCUUUCGUUGCUAAGGCUAUCGAAAAGGUUGGUAAGGACAGAGUCGUUGUCUCCACUUCUUCUUCAUUAUUACACACUCCAGUCGACUUACAAAACGAAAAGAAGUUAGAUGCCACCAUCAAGGACUGGUUCUCUUUCGCCACCCAAAAGUUAGACGAAGUUGUUGUUCUUGCUAAGAACGCUUCCGGUGAAGAUGUUUCCAAGGAAUUAGCUGCUAACGCUCAAUCUAUCAAGUCCAGACAAGAAUCUUCUAUCACUACCAAUCCAAAGGUUCAAGAAAGAUUAGCUACUGUUAACGAAUCUUUAUCUACCAGAAAGGUUCCAUUCGCUGAAAGAUUACCAUCUCAACAAACCAAGUACAACUUGCCAUUGUUCCCAACCACCACCAUUGGUUCUUUCCCUCAAACCAAGGACAUCAGAAUCAACAGAAACAAGUACACCAAGGGUGAAUUAACCGCUGAACAAUACGAAGAAUUCAUCAACAAGGAAAUUGAAACUGUUGUCAGAUUCCAAGAAGAAAUCGGUUUAGAUGUCUUAGUCCACGGUGAACCAGAAAGAAACGAUAUGGUUCAAUACUUCGGUGAACAAUUAGAAGGUUACGCUUUCACCACUAACGGUUGGGUUCAAUCUUACGGUUCCAGAUACGUCAGACCACCUAUUGUUGUUGGUGAUGUUUCCAGACCAAAGGCCAUGACUGUCAAGGAAUCAGUUUACGCUCAAUCUAUCACCGAUAAGCCAAUGAAGGGUAUGUUAACUGGUCCAGUUACCUGUCUCAGAUGGUCUUUCCCAAGAGAUGACGUUUCUCAAAAGGUUCAAGCCUUACAAUUAGGUUUAGCUUUAAGAGAUGAAGUCCAAGACUUAGAAAAGGCCGGUAUCACCGUCAUUCAAGUCGAUGAACCAGCUAUCAGAGAAGGUUUACCAUUGAGAUCUGGUAAGGAAAGAUCCGACUACUUAAACUGGGCUGCUCAAUCUUUCAGAGUUGCUACUUCUGGUGUCGAAAACGAUACUCAAAUCCACUCUCACUUCUGUUACUCUGACUUAGAUCCAAACCACAUCAAGGCUUUAGAUGCUGAUGUUGUUUCUAUUGAGUUCUCCAAGAAGGAUGAUGCUAACUAUAUCCAAGAAUUCUCUAACUAUCCAAACCACAUUGGUUUAGGUUUAUUCGAUAUCCACUCUCCAAGAAUUCCAUCCAAGGAAGAAUUCAUCUCAAGAAUCGAAGAAAUCUUGAAGGUUUACCCAGCCAACAAGUUCUGGGUCAACCCAGAUUGUGGUUUAAAGACCAGAGGUUGGGAAGAAACUAAGGCUUCAUUAACCAAUAUGGUUGAUGCUGCUAAGCACUUCCGUGGUAAAUAUUAG